AUGCUUUUGCUUUUUCGAAAAAUUUUGACUGGAUUGUUUAAUCUAUUGUCAAUUAUUAGAUGUCUUAGAUCAACUAUAGUGCAGUAUGUUGCAUUCAAUCCUCCAGAAGUAGGUUAUUUAAUACGAAACAGAAAUGAAGUUAUAAAAACAUAAACUAUGUCUCCAUUGCAAGAAGAGAGAUCUAAGACUUUAUAUGAACCACAUUCUCCUUUAAUAUAAGUAAAAUAGCCAAAAAGACAGUCACAUCAAUUUACGAAGGAACAUCUUGCUAUAAUCUCUCCAAGAAUUAAAUAUUACAAUACUCUAUAAAAUGUAGAAUAUAAGUAACAAUUAAGAAAUCCAAAGAAUUAGCAGUAUGAACAAUAUAAUACAUAAGUUAAUAUCCCUCACAAGAGUUUAAUUUUAUAAGCAAUGAAUUAAAAGCAAUGGAGAUUGAUAAUAAUCCUGGAUUGCCUAUUUCUAGCUAUGUUUUAGANAUUUGCGAGAAACAUGUUACAGAUGUUACAAGAAAGGUCAUAUCAAAAAAGAUUGUCCUAUGUCAAGAACUCCUAGUGAUGCAAGAAGGUAAUUUAUGUUACAAAAGAAUUAAGAUAAAAAAGAGAUAGAAAAAGAAGAAGAUCAUCCUCUUCAUCGAAAUCUUCUUCAUCUUCAUCAAAAUCUAGAAGAAGAAGCAGAAAUUUCAAAAAAAAUAGAUAAAAUAGAAGAUAAUCUAGGAAAUCAUCAAGUGAAAGUAGAAAAUCAAACUCUUCAUAAACAUCAAGAAGCUCAAGGUAAUCAAUAAACCCAUUAUCAUAGUAAAAAUUCAUGAUAA
Molecule: messenger RNA, 811 nt
Organism: Paramecium primaurelia
Lineage: Eukaryota; Ciliophora; Oligohymenophorea; Peniculida; Parameciidae
Source: the annotation of a GenBank genome assembly